Meloidogyne enterolobii is the source of this 573-nucleotide messenger RNA. The record is from the annotation of a GenBank genome assembly. NCBI's taxonomy places the organism in Eukaryota, Metazoa, Nematoda, Chromadorea, Rhabditida, Meloidogynidae.
CCAGUGUCAACAAUAAAUCGUAAAAACGGUAUAGCACCUAUUAUGCUUUACGAGGACCCCAGAAAUCGUUGUUGUUGUGCUAUUCAUGUGGCGAUGGGCGCAAAUAUUAUUGGAGGAAUUGGUGUUUUUCUCUCCCUUUGUUUUUUUAUUAUUUGUUUAUUAUAUGGCCGUUGGGGUUUAAUUGUUUUGCCUGUAAUUUUUUGUUUUGCAUAUGCAUCUAUUUUUUAUGCUUUUUACAGCCGGAAUGCAAAGAUUUAUUGGCCCUUUUUAAUCACUAAUGGUAUUGCAGUAGGUAUUGGAUCCAUUUACAUUUUGGUAUUGUUCACAAUGCUUUUAGUAAACCCAGAAUUUUGGGAAAGACAAGUUAACGAAUUGACCGACUAUAAAUUUCAUGAAACUACACAUCAAUACCCUCGAGUAGUCACAGGGAUUAUAGCUUGUAUAAUGCUGGUUAUUCAAGUUUUAAAUAUUUGGUUUGAAUUGGUGGUAUAUAAUGCUUCAAGUUUUAUGCUAAGGGAAAGAUUAUUGAGAGAACGGCAACAUGGAGGUGGAGGAGGGGGAUAUCAUGUUUAG